Teleopsis dalmanni is the source of this 489-nucleotide messenger RNA. RefSeq lists its product as uncharacterized. NCBI's taxonomy places the organism in Eukaryota, Metazoa, Arthropoda, Insecta, Diptera, Diopsidae. The transcript is spliced from 4 exons. The record is from RefSeq and is a predicted model, not a curated record. The coding region runs from base 1 to 489 and encodes 162 amino acids.
AUGCCCAACAUAAAACUAGUAGCGGCACACUGCAAAUUCACAAACCUGCAUUGUGAGACCUUUGACAAACAGGCCCUGGAAUUUAAGAAGUGCUAUAUAAAGGCAGUUAGUCGUGAUUAUAACUAUAUAACCAUAUUUAUUAAUCUUAAAGAGGUGGUUAGGAAAGUUAAGGUACGCGUUUCUCUUUUAAAACGUGCUAAUGGUUGGAAACCAUUUUUGUAUGAUAUCAACGUGGAUGGCUGUCAGUUUAUACGAAAUCCAGCUAGAAAUCCAGUAGCCAAUCUCUUCUAUCAAUUUCUAAAGGAAUUCUCAAAUAUAAAUCAUGCGUGUCCUUAUGAUCAUGAUGUACUUAUCGAUAAGCUGACCAUACUGAAUGGAACAGUCAAAUUACCAUUUCCUUUAGGAGAAUAUGCUCUAGACACACAAUGGGUUAUCAAUAAUCGCAUGCUCCUACGUGUUAAUGGCUCUUGCAUAUAUUGGAAGGAAUGA